CAUUUGAUUCCCUUGCCAGACAUCUCGGCUCACUCCACAAUCAAUGGUGCUCGCAAUCGGAUGCACUUUUAGGCCAUUUAGGAGACAAAUAGCACAGGAAAAGCAGUGCGCACCGCUCCACCCGACAGUCGAACGGUGAGGUUUUGAGCGAGUCGCAGCAAAAUGCACGGGGCUUCUGCAGCCCACAUGACUUUAUUCUGAACGGACACAAGUCUGCUCGCUGGGCCGUUCGCUUUUGGGCCAAAAACGCGGCUCCGUCGGUGACUUUUGGCCCGAUAUUGGCGACCAGAAAACACAAGUGAAAGAGCAUUUGGCCAGCCCGGAGAAGCCGAGCUGGGUGGCUUGAGUCUACAUGGUUCUCAUGUCGCGUUUAAGGCCAGCCCCCUGCACGGUGUGGAGCUUCAAUAGCGCAGAGCAGCGUCUACAGCAAAGUACUCCUCCUCACAGACUACCGUAGUGUUGUAAGUGUGUGUGUUUACCGGACCGAACGACAGACAUGGCAGAAGUCGCACCAGCACCCGCCGCCGCCGCGCCGUCCAAGGCACCCAAGAAGAAGGCAGCAGCCAAGCCCAAGAAAGCGGGACCCAGCGUAGGCGAGCUCAUCGUCAAGGCGGUGUCCGCCUCCAAGGAGAGGAGCGGCGUGUCCCUGGCCGCGCUCAAGAAGUCUCUGGCGGCAGGCGGCUACGACGUGGAGAAGAACAACUCCCGUGUCAAGAUCGCCGUCAAGAGCCUCGUCACCAAGGGCACCCUGGUCCAGACUAAGGGCACCGGUGCUUCCGGCUCCUUCAAGCUCAACAAGAAGGCCGUCGAGGCAAAGAAGCCCGCCAAGAAAGCCGCAGCCCCCAAAGCUAAGAAGGUGGCCGCCAAGAAGCCCGCCGCCGCCAAGAAGCCCAAGAAGGUAGCAGCCAAGAAGGCCGUGGCCGCAAAGAAGUCCCCCAAGAAGGCCAAGAAGCCCGCUACACCCAAAAAGGCCGCCAAGAGCCCAAAGAAGCGCCCCGGCACCGGCGGCGUGAAGAAGCCUCACCGUUACAGGCCCGGCACCGUGGCUCUUAGAGAGAUCCGUCGUUACCAGAAGUCCACUGAGCUGCUGAUCCGCAAACUGCCUUUCCAGCGCCUGGUGCGAGAAAUUGCCCAGGACUUUAAGACCGACCUGCGCUUCCAGAGUUCCGCAGUGAUGGCCCUGCAGGAGGCAAGCGAGGCUUACCUGGUCGGCCUGUUCGAGGACACCAACCUGUGCGCCAUCCACGCCAAGAGGGUGACCAUCAUGCCCAAGGACAUCCAGCUGGCCCGUCGUAUUCGCGGAGAGCGCGCAUAA
This is a messenger RNA of Oncorhynchus mykiss (rainbow trout), 1315 nucleotides long. The record is from RefSeq and is a predicted model, not a curated record. NCBI's taxonomy places the organism in Eukaryota, Metazoa, Chordata, Actinopteri, Salmoniformes, Salmonidae.